UGUAAAGAUAUCAUGUAUCAAGACACUUUUGAAGAAGACGACUUGAUUGCCGAAGUUGAACUUGUCGCCCAAGCUCGUUACUCUCAAAACAACGAUGUAGAUGACGCGUUUGAAACUGAAGUAGUUCCUCCUCAAACAAGCACCACUCAAAUCCCCGAUGGUGUCAGAAACUUCAUUCUUCACUUUUACCGUAAUGUGAUUGACAACAAUGUCUAUGAGCUUCACAACAUCUAUGAUAGCUCAUUCAACAAAUUGACUGAAAAGUACUAUCAAAAGCAAGCUUGGCCUGAGGCUGAUAUUAUUGCCCCUCUUGUCAAUGAUGACCAAGUUUUCUUGACAUUGUAUCGUGAACUCUACUAUCGUCAUAUUUAUGCUCGUUUGUCUCCUUCUUUGGAACAACGUUUCCAUUCUUAUGAAAACUAUUGCGACCUCUUCAACUAUAUCUUGAACUCUGAUGGUCCUGUCUCAUUGGAGUUGCCUAACCAAUGGCUUUGGGAUAUUAUUGACGAAUUCAUUUACCAAUUCCAAUCUUUCUGCAACUUCCGUGAUCGCAUUAAAACUAAGACUGAUGCUGAAGCUACUAUGAUUCAAGAAAACUCUCAAAUCUGGAGUUGUUACAGUGUCUUGAAUGUGCUUUAUUCUUUCAUUCAAAAGUCUCGUAUCAAUGAACAAUUGUUGGUCAGCAAGAAUGGUGGUGAUAUGAUGGAAGCUGCUGGUGAGUUUGGUUCUCGUCCUCUCUACAAAAUGUUGGGUUAUUUCUCUAUUGUGGGUCUUGUUCGUGUUCAUUGUUUGUUGGGUGAUUAUAUCCUUGCCUUGAAGAUGAUGGAUAACAUUGUGUUGAACAAGAAGGCUAUGUUUGCCCGUGUCACAGCUUGUCAUGUCACUACUUACUAUUAUGUUGGUUUUGCUUACAUGAUGCUUCGUCGAUAUGCUGAUGCUAUCAAGGCAUUCUCUACUGUCUUGUCUUUUAUCCAAAGAACAAAGCAAUACCACUCUCGUUCUUACCAAUUUGACCAAAUUGCCAAGAAAGGAGAUCAAAUGUAUGCUCUUUUGGCUAUCUGUAUUGCUCUUUGCCCUACCAGAUUAGAUGAAAACAUUCACUCUCAGCUCCGUGAAAAAUACGGUGAACAACUUUUCAAGAUGCAAAAGGGUGAAGAAUCCCUUCCUGUGUAUAUUGACUUGUUCCAAUUCGCUUGUCCCAAAUUCCUUUCGCCUACCGGAAAGGGUGUUGAUCCUCACCAAAACCAACUCAAGGUAUUCAUGUCUGAUAUCAAGAACCAAAUUCAUCUCCCCACACUUCGUUCAUUCAUGAAACUCUAUACUUCUAUGGGUAUUGACAAAUUGGCCAAGUUUUUGGAGGUUGAUUCUGAAGAACUCAAGACGCAAUUAUUGAUCUUUAAGCAAAAAUCUCGUCAAUACAAGUGGGUCAGUGGUAAUCUUUUGGAAGGUGAAUAUUUGCCUACUUCAGACCUUGAUUUCUGUUUAAAGCAAGAUGUGGUUCAUAUCGCAGAAAGCAAAGUGGGUCGUCGUUAUGGUGACUGGUUCUUGCGUAAUAUUAAUCGUUGUGAAGAUAUUUUGGCUAAUUUGGAAUUGAGCAAGGCUUAAGAAAAAAAAAUAUGAAGAAAAUGAAAAACUUGCCAUUGUAUUAUAAAAUGUUUUUUUAUUUUAUUUU
Messenger RNA from Gilbertella persicaria, 1672 nucleotides. Its product is annotated as RNA polymerase I-associated factor PAF67-domain-containing protein. Gene Ontology annotation, biological process: translational initiation. The record is from RefSeq and is a predicted model, not a curated record. Gene Ontology annotation, cellular component: cytoplasm; eukaryotic translation initiation factor 3 complex. The transcript is spliced from 4 exons. Bases 13 to 1605 code for a protein of 530 amino acids. NCBI's taxonomy places the organism in Eukaryota, Fungi, Mucoromycota, Mucoromycetes, Mucorales, Choanephoraceae. Gene Ontology annotation, molecular function: translation initiation factor activity; protein binding.